Lacerta agilis (Sand lizard) is the source of this 1223-nucleotide messenger RNA. Its product is annotated as sulfotransferase 6B1-like. Gene Ontology annotation, molecular function: sulfotransferase activity. Gene Ontology annotation, biological process: sulfation. Bases 163 to 1098 code for a protein of 311 amino acids. The record is from RefSeq and is a predicted model, not a curated record. Lineage: Eukaryota; Metazoa; Chordata; Lepidosauria; Squamata; Lacertidae. Gene Ontology annotation, cellular component: cytoplasm. The transcript is spliced from 8 exons.
CAGGGCAGGACGAGGGAGAGACUUGAGAUGAGUAUAAAGGCUUCAUGGGAUUGGGAGGGAAAUAUUUGCUCAGUUUGGUCCACAGCUCAACCUAACUGGAGCUCCCCAGAUUACAGAAGUCACUCCACUUCCAGAAGAGAAAGAAGACGAGACCUUUGAAAAAUGCCUUACGUUAGACCGAAGUUCAUUGAAAUUCUGGAAAAAGCAAUGGAAGAUGGUGAAAAGAUGACUCGAGAGGAGAUGCUAUUUACUUAUGAUGGAGUUGUGUACCCUACAGCUCUUUGCAGCCCAGAGCAGUUCAAAGCUCUUGAAUCCUUUGAAGCAAGAAGCGAUGAUGUGAUUCUAGCAGGAUACUGCAAAUCCGGUACCAACUGGGUUGGCCAAAUAGUUACAGAUUUAGUAGUCACAUCUGCAAAGAAACACGAACCGGAGAAACUGAAUGAAAAAUUGCUACUUGCAGAAUUUCCUUAUCUUGAAAUUGGAGAUCUUGAAAAGUAUCAGAGGAUGAACGGCUAUCCCUCCAGGAGAGUGAUGUUUACUCAUCUCCGCCCUGAUAAGCUUCCAAAAUCCGUCUUCAAGAAUAAAGCCAAAAUAUUGCUGCUGAUUCGGAAUCCAAAGGAUGUCGCUGCAUCUUUUUUCCAUUUUUCGAACACCUUCGCUCCAUAUCCCCCUUAUGAUAAAUUUGAAGCAUACUUCCGAGCUUUAAUGGAAGGACAAAUGCCCUGGGGUUCCUAUAUUGAAUAUCUUUGCGUGUGGAACAAAUUCAUUGAUAAAGAAAAUGUCAUGCCAAUAACAUAUGAAGAGCUGAAAGAGAACACAGCUGCAGGAGCCAAAAAAAUAGCUGAGUUCUUUGAACUGAACCUAAGUGAUGAAGACUGUCUUGGUGUUGCAGAAAGGAGCAAUUUCAAAGCUAUGAAAGGCAAUUCCAAAUCAACUCAUGGAGGAUUUGGUGAUGUUCUUUUCCGUAAAGGUGGUGUAAGUGACUGGAAGACACUUUUCAGUCAAGAAAAUAGUCAGGAAAUGGACAGAAUAUUUAAAGAAAGAUUAGCAGGGACCAAGGUGGGAUCAAAUAUAAAAUAUGAUGUCUAUUGUAAAUAAUGAAGACUGAAGAACAGAUGUUACUACUAGGAGUGGAUUCACAAAUGAUACUCUGAAUUUCAAGGACAGCAAAAAACCUCAUGUUUUUGGAAUGAAUUCAUAAAUGUUAUAUCUAUAUGAAUGGG